CUUACUCUGUGUUAUUUACCCAUUAUAUUUGUCCGGUGAUCCAUUCUUCUUUCACUUUUUGCGUCUUGUGGUGAUGUCGGUGUCAUUGGUAAGAGGUGGAACUAGGUUCCUCCAAAAGGCUGGCAGGCAGCUCUUGCCAGCCCCUGUUGUUCCCCUCCGCCCUCAGGUGGCAGGCAUUGUGGGCAAAGCUCUUCGUGACAAGGACUACAAGCGCCCAGUUCCCUUCCCCUACAAAAAGAAUCCCUAUGGCUUCUUUUCUGCUCUGGUGGAUUGGACAACCCACCGCUUUGACCAGAAUUCAAAGAUUUUAGUGGUGGAUGGGCCUUUGGCAGCUGGAAAGACAAAGUUUGCUAAGGAACUAGCAGAAGAAUUAGACAUGAUGUACAUGCCUGAGGCCAAUAUGGAUAUGGUGUACAUCAAUGCAUAUGGAUACAACAUGCGUCAGCUGGACCCACAACUCCCAGAUUCCUGCAAGAGUUUUGAUGAGAAAGACUUCCUUGCUUGUCCAUCACACCCCAAUGCACCAAAAUUCCAGUUUGACAUGCUGAGGAUUCGCCUUGAGCAGUAUGUUGAUGCUCUGGCACAUGUCUUGAAUACUGGUCAGGGUGUGGUGAUGGAUCGCAGUGUGUACAGUGAUUUAGUGUUCAUGGAGACAAUGGUGCAGUUUGGGUUCAUGAGCAAAGAAGCCCGUAUGGUGUACUAUGAAAGUCGAGCAGGGUCACUGCCUCUACUGAUGCGGCCUCACUUAGUAAUUUAUCUGGAUGUGCCAGUGGAAGAAGUACUGCGGAGAGUUGCAGCCCGGCCACCACCUUACCCUGACUCUCCGUUCCUUAAGCCUGAGGUGCUUGCCCACAUGGAGCAUGUCUACAAGCAGCAGUACCUGAAAGAGAUAAGCACUCAUGCAGAGCUGCUCAUUUAUGACUGGAGUGAAACUGGGGAUGUGGAGGUGGUGGUAGAAGACAUUGAACGAAUCAACUUUGAUGAUUUUGGCCCCUACGAUCCCAAAAUGAAAGAUUGGCGCAUUGAGAAAGAGUUGGACUGGUGCAGUGUUCGUAUAAAGUACAGCAAGUACAAGCAUCGGAUCGUACAUAGUAUGAGAGUUCCAGCCUACUCAGUGGGUGAAUUGGUCAUUGAUGCUGAGGAUUACAACACUUUCAAGAAUGUUUGGUGGAGUGCCCCAGGAAUGGAGUAUGAAGAAGGAUUCAAUGCUGAUCAAGGGGACCAGUUCAUAAUGCUGAAGACAAGAGCUGGACUCUAGUGCUGUUUGGUUUUUGGUUGCUGUGCCAUCCCUGUUUAGCUUUCGCAUGGGAUGCCAUAAAGAGAGAAAGAAAACUAAUGUAUAGCACCUGGUAAAAAUGGCAAAAAUUCUGGUUUUUCACAGCCAUUAUGCUAAUUAUUCUGUACAGAAGAAAUAAAAUGUAUCUUGUAUAGAAAA
Molecule: messenger RNA, 1435 nt
Organism: Scylla paramamosain (green mud crab)
Lineage: Eukaryota; Metazoa; Arthropoda; Malacostraca; Decapoda; Portunidae
Gene: ND-42
Product: NADH dehydrogenase [ubiquinone] 1 alpha subcomplex subunit 10, mitochondrial-like
Exons: 9
Coding region: 74-1258 (394 amino acids)
Biological process (GO): mitochondrial electron transport, NADH to ubiquinone
Cellular component (GO): cytoplasm
Source: RefSeq, a predicted model, not a curated record